Molecule: messenger RNA, 640 nt
Organism: Cercocebus atys (sooty mangabey)
Lineage: Eukaryota; Metazoa; Chordata; Mammalia; Primates; Cercopithecidae
Product: N-acetylated-alpha-linked acidic dipeptidase 2-like
Molecular function (GO): carboxypeptidase activity
Source: RefSeq, a predicted model, not a curated record
AUUUUCAAAACAUCAUACUUCGAACCAACACCAGAUGGCUACGAGAAUGUUACAAAUAUUGUUCCACCAUAUAAUGCUUUCUCAGCCCAAGGCAUGCCAGAGCUCCCUCCUAUAUUUUAUUUUCAUUUUAGUUCUUUUACAAAGCUUCCUCAUCUGGCAGGAACAGCAAAUUUCUUGCUUGCCAAGGAAAUCCAAACCCAGUGGAAGAAAUUUGGACUAGAUUCAGCCAAGUUGGUUCAUUACGAUGUCCUCUUAUCUUACCCCAAUGAACAUGCCAACUAUAUAUCGAUUGUGGAUGAACAUGAACUGAGGUAUAUUUUCAAAACAUCAUACUUCGAACCAACACCAGAUGGCUACGAGAAUGUUACAAAUAUUGUUCCACCAUAUAAUGCUUUCUCAGCCCAAGGCAUGCCAGAGGGAGAUCUUAUAUAUGUGAACUAUGCUCGCACUGAAGACUUUUUCAAACUAGAAAGAGAGAUGGGCAUCAACUGUACUGGGAAGAUUGUUAUUGCAAGAUAUGGAAAAAUCUUCAGAGGAAAUAAAGUACAGUAUUAUUUGUUUUUCUACAGAGAAUGAGAGGAUAUAUAUAUUCUGUAAAUGUAAAUGACCAACUUGCUUCUCAGUUUCCAAAUUGCUUUCA